This is a messenger RNA of Tachysurus vachellii, 9498 nucleotides long. RefSeq names its product low density lipoprotein receptor-related protein 4 (gene lrp4). The record is from RefSeq and is a predicted model, not a curated record. The transcript has 38 exons. Gene Ontology annotation, biological process: receptor-mediated endocytosis involved in cholesterol transport; chemical synaptic transmission; canonical Wnt signaling pathway. Bases 191 to 5902 code for a protein of 1903 amino acids. Gene Ontology annotation, molecular function: protein binding; calcium ion binding. NCBI's taxonomy places the organism in Eukaryota, Metazoa, Chordata, Actinopteri, Siluriformes, Bagridae.
CUUCAGUUCAGCGCGAGUCUUCAGCGGUGUUCGGUACAGAAACUCAGCCUGUGGACGUUUCACCAAAACACCGCGUUUAGAAAUGAGUUCUGUGUCUGCUUCGUGUCCGGUGUAGAGGAUUAAUGUGUUUACUAGCCGUACGUGUGUAAAGAGUAACUUUAUAAGUGAGUGUGUGGGACGUUUAUUGACCAUGAAGCUUCCACUCCUCCUGCCUGGGCUUCUAACUUUGUGCCUCGCUCACAGUGUGUGUGGCAGCACGGAAUGUUCAUGUGGGAAGAAUCACUUUACGUGUGCGGUGAGUGUGUUUGGUGAGUGCACCUGCAUCCCGGCACAGUGGCAGUGUGACGGAGACAACGACUGCGGAGACCACAGUGACGAGGACGGCUGCAUGCUGCCCACUUGCUCUCCCCUGGAUUUCCACUGUGAUAACGGGAAGUGUAUCCGGCGCUCGUGGGUGUGCGACGGAGACAAUGACUGCGAGGACGACUCGGAUGAGCAGGACUGUCCUCCUCGAGAGUGUGAAGAGGACGAGUUUCACUGUCAGAAUGGUUACUGCAUCCGCAGCCUGUGGCACUGUGACGGAGACAACGACUGUGGAGACAACAGUGAUGAACAGUGUGACUUGAGGAAGUGUUCCGAUAAGGAAUUCCGCUGCUCUGAUGGAAGCUGUAUAGCUGAGCACUGGUACUGUGAUGGGGACACGGACUGUAAAGACGGAACAGACGAGGAGAACUGCCCUGCAGACGUCAUGGCCGCUACAUGCAGUGUGGAAGAGUUCCAGUGUGCCUACGGUCGCUGCAUUCUGGACAUUUACCAUUGCGACGGAGACGACGACUGUGGAGACUGGUCUGAUGAGUCUGACUGCUCUUCUCACCAGCCGUGUCGUUCAGCCGAGUUCAUGUGUAACAGUGGAAUGUGCAUUAACGCUGGAUGGAGAUGUGAUGGAGAGUUUGACUGUGACGACCAAUCAGAUGAGAACAACUGCACUGUACCUGUAUGUAUGGCUGAACAGUUCCGCUGUGCAUCUGGUCGCUGUGUAAGGUUGUCAUGGAGAUGUGAUGGUGAGGAUGACUGCACUGAUGGCAGUGAUGAAGAGGGCUGUGACAAAAAUGGAGGUUCGGCUCCGUCCUGUGCAUCUGAUCAGUUCCAGUGUGGAAACGGUCGCUGCAUCGGCCAGCGCAAAGUGUGCAAUGACCUCAACGACUGUGGAGACGGAACAGAUGAACAUCCGCACCAGGAAUGCCGGCCCCGGUCGACUGAGGGGAACUGUAACAUCGGUAACGGCGGCUGCUCUCAGAAGUGUCAGAUGUCUCGAGGCCUGGUUCAGUGUAGCUGCCACACCGGAUACAGACUGAAAGAAGAUGGCAAGACCUGCCAAGAUGUGGAUGAGUGUGCUGAGGACGGUUACUGCAGUCAGGGCUGUACCAAUACAGAGGGGGGCUUCCAGUGCUGGUGCGUUCAGGGUUACGAACUCAGACCUGACAAACGUAGCUGCAAAGCUCUGGGUCCAGAGCCGGUGUUGUUGUUUGCGAAUCGGAUCGAUAUCCGACAGGUUCUGCCUCACCGCUCAGAGUACACACUGCUACUGAAUAAUCUGGAGAACGCCAUUGCACUCGACUUCCACCACAGCAAGGAGCUGGUCUUCUGGUCCGACGUCACGCUCGACCGCAUCAUGAAAGCCAACCUGAAUGGCAGCAAUGUGGAGGAGGUGGUGUCCACCGGGCUGGAGAGUCCAGGAGGUCUGGCAAUAGACUGGAUCCAUGAUAAGCUCUACUGGACCGACUCAGGCACGUCACGCAUCGAGGUGGCCAACCUGGACGGUUCACACCGCAAAGUGUUGAUUUGGGAGAGUAUGGAGAAACCCCGGGCUAUUGCUCUGCACCCCAUCGAAGGGAAGAUCUACUGGACGGACUGGGGAAACACGCCGAGGAUUGAGUACGCUAACAUGGACGGCUCGGGACGCAAGAUCAUCGCCGACACCAACCUGUUCUGGCCCAACGGACUCACCAUCGAUUAUGCCGGUCAUCGCAUGUACUGGGUGGACGCCAAGCAUCACGUGAUCGAGAGAGCCGAUCUGGACGGGAAAAACCGCAAAGCCGUCAUCAGCCAAGGUCUCCCGCACCCAUUUGCCAUCACUGUGUUUGAGGACAGUCUGUACUGGACCGACUGGCACACAAAGAGCAUCAACAGCGCCAACAAAUUCACCGGCAAGAACCAGGAGAUCAUCCGCAACAAACUGCACUUCCCCAUGGACAUCCACACACUGCAUCCUCAGAGACAACCUGCAGGUGGACGGAAUCGCUGUGGCUCUAAUAACGGCGGCUGCAGUCACCUGUGUCUCCCGAGCAGUAAGGCGUACACUUGCGCCUGUCCCACCGGCUUCAGGAGAGUGGACCAGUACAGCUGUGCUCUGAGUCUUGACAAGUUCCUGCUUUUCGCCCGGAGGACGGACAUCCGUCGCAUCAGCUUCGACACUGAUGACAAAUCGGAUGACGUCGUCCCGCUGGCGGACGUUCGUAACGCUGUGGCACUCGACUGGCACGCCGAGGACGAGAAGAUCUACUGGACCGACGUCACCACCGAUUCGAUCAACCGUGCACUGUGGAACGGGUCGGAACAGGAAGUUGUGGUGGACACGAGUCUGGAAAGUCCUGCAGGUCUCGCUAUUGACUGGCUCACACACAAACUCUACUGGACUGAUGCAGGUACAGAUCGCAUCGAGGUGUCCAACACAGACGGCAGCAUGCGCACGGUGCUCAUUUGGGAGAACCUGGAUCGACCUCGAGACAUCGUGGUGGAUCCUAUAGGAGGUUUCAUGUACUGGACAGACUGGGGAGCGAACCCUAAAAUCGAGCGAGCCGGAAUGGACGCGUCCAAUCGCAUUGUCAUCAUCUCCACCAACCUGACGUGGCCCAACGGAUUAGCAAUCGAUUACGAGACGCAGCGGCUUUACUGGGCCGACGCCGGCAUGAAGACCAUCGAGUUUGGAAACUUCGAUGGCUCGGACAGACAGGUGCUGAUCGGCAGCCAGCUGCCGCAUCCGUUUGGUCUCACGCUGCACGGAGACAAGAUCUUCUGGACUGACUGGCAGUCCAAGAGCAUCGAAAGUGCAGACAAAUUGACCGGUUUGGGACGAAGCACGUUAGUGGACAACUUGGAGAACCUCAUGGACAUCCACGUGUUCCACAGACACAGAGAAGCAGUCCAGACCGAGUGCUCAGUGAAUAACGGUGGCUGCAGUCAUCUGUGUUUAUUGGCUCCUGCACCUAAAGGCUCCAGCUGUGCUUGUCCUACUGGAAUAAACCUUCAGUUGGACGGAAAAACCUGCACUCCAGGAAUGAGCAGUUUCCUGAUCUUCGCACGGAGGACAGACAUUCGGAUGGUUUCUCUCGACAUCCCUUAUUUCGCCGACGUAGUGUUGGCUGUUAACGGCUCCAUGAAAAACACCAUCGCCAUCGGCGUGGAUCCCAGAGAGGGUAAAGUGUAUUGGUCAGACAGCACAUUAAAGAAGAUCAGCAGAGCAAACAUGAAUGGCUCCGGACAGGAGGAUGUCAUUUCCACUGGUCUGAUGACGACUGAUGGUCUAGCUGUCGACUCAGUAGGAAGGAAGAUCUAUUGGACUGAUACAGGAACCAACCGCAUCGAAGUGGCUAAUCUGAACGGCUCUAUGAGGAAAGUUCUGGUGUGGAGAAACCUUGACAGCCCGCGUGCCAUUGCUCUGUAUCAUGAAAUGGGCUUCAUGUACUGGACAGACUGGGGUGAGCACGCCAAGCUGGAGCGAGCGGCGAUGGAUGGAUCUGACCGCGUGGUUCUGAUCAAUAAUAAUCUGGGCUGGCCGAACGGACUCGCCAUAGACAAAGCUGGGUCGCUGCUCCUCUGGGCCGAUGCCCACACAGAGCGAAUUGAAGCAGCGGAUCUGAACGGGUCAAACCGCAGGACGCUGGUUUCUCCGGUUCAGCACCCAUACGGCCUUACGCUGCUCGGGCCGCACAUAUAUUGGACCGACUGGCAAAGUCGCAGCAUCCAGAGAGCAGACAAAAACACAGGAGACAAUAUCAUCACUGUCCGAUCAAACCUACCCGGGCUCAUGGACAUCCAGGCCAUGGACCGAGACAGACCUCUAGGUUUUAAUCGCUGUGGUCGGAAUAACGGCGGCUGUUCCCACCUGUGUCUGCCGCGUCCCAACGGCACGUCCUGCGCUUGCCCUACAGGCAUUGUGCUGAAGAGUGACGGCAGGUCAUGUGACGAUGUUCCUGAGUCUUAUCUGCUUUUCUCCAACCGCGUCAGCGUGCGCCGCAUAUCUCUGGACACCAACGACCACACGGACGUCCACAUCCCCGUCCCCGAGCUGCACAACGUCAUCUCGCUCGACUACGACAGCGUUCAGGGCAAACUGUACUACACCGACGUCUCUCUGGACGUCAUCAGACGGGUGAAUUUGGAUGGGAGUGGGAUGGAGACGGUGGUCAGUCAGGGUCUGAAGACUACAGACGGCCUGGCCGUCGACUGGGUGGCCAGGAAUAUGUACUGGACCGACACGGGUCGAAACACCAUUGAGGUUUCCAGGCUGGACGGAUCAGCACGAAAAAUCCUGAUCAACAACAGCCUGGAUGAGCCGAGAGCCAUCGCCGUGUUCCCCAGUAAAGGGUAUUUGUUCUGGACAGACUGGGGUCACAUUGCUAAAAUUGAACGCGCUAAUCUGGACGGUUCGGACCGCAAAGUUCUGAUCAACACAGACCUCGGCUGGCCGAACGGACUCACACUCGAUUAUGACACUCGCAGGAUCUUCUGGGUGGACGCACAUCUGGACCGCAUAGAAAGUUCCGACCUGAUCGGCAAACUGCGCCAAGUCCUGGUCACUCCUGUAUCACACCCGUUUGCUCUCACUCAGCAAGACCGCUGGAUCUACUGGACAGACUGGCAAACCAAAUCAAUCCAGCGUGUAGAUAAACACACGGGCCGCAACAAGGAGACCGUGCUCGCUAACGUAGAGGGGUUAAUGGACAUUAUAGUGGUGACACCAAACCGGCAGUCUGGCACUAAUCACUGCGGAGUGAAUAACGGAGGCUGUACGCACCUCUGCUUCGCCAAGUCCAACGGGUUUGUGUGUGCGUGUCCGGACGAGCCGGACGAGCGGCAGUGCUCCACCAUUGCCGGUUACAUUCCCGUUGGGCCGAACAAAGUGACCACUGGCACUGAAGCUCCUAACAAACGCGCAAAACCGCCAACAGUCAAACCUCCGCAGGGUCGACCUGCACAGAACUGUACAGAGAAAAGCGGCGUUGUGGUUGACUGCAUUCAGACCAACGUAGUGUCCGCGCCUCACGGUGAAGGCCUUCACAUCAGCUAUGUGAUCGGAGGAGCACUGACGGUGCUGGCCAUCCUCAUCCUCAUCGCCGUCUUCAUCAUUUACAGGCACAAAAAAUCGAAGUUUGCUGAUCCCGGAGUGAGCAACCUGACGUACAGUAAUCCCUCCUACAGAACGUCAACACAGGAAGUGAAAAUAGAAACCGUGCAGAAACCACCGAUGUACAACCAGCUACGAUAUAAAAAAGAGGAGGGCAGUUACACCAGUGAGAAGAUCCGUAUAGUGGAGGGGGUGUGUCUUCUCUCAGGGGAGGAGCUUUACUGGGAGGAUCUGAAGCAGCUAAAAGUGUGUCGAGGAGGCACCUUUAAAACUUGCAUGCGCACGGACACCGUAUCUUUACAGGCAAGCUCCGCCUCCCUCCAGGCAAGCUCCGCCUCUUUGGAUGACACAGAGACCGAACAGCUGCUUCAAGGCGACCAAUCAGAAUGCUCGAGUCUGAACACUGCCCCCGUAACCACGCCCAAACGCCACAGCACUCUCCCUGACACAGGCUGGGUCCCUAAUCGCAAACCCUCAACUGAGAGCGAAGUGUAAAGCACACACACACACACACACACACACACACACACACACACACACACACACACAGGCCCACCAUCCAGUAUCUUCAGUGGACGGACAAUGCUGACUAGUACAGAGAAAUACGAACAAUGCAAAAGAGCAACACAGACAAUUUAAGAGAUAUCGAUAUAACAGUAUACUGAGAACUAUUUGUGUUUUUUUGUAAACAAAGACAGAUUUUCGUGUAAAAAGUGACAUGCUUUUUCUUUUAACGGUUGCUGCGACCUCUCGUCACUCAUCUUACCUUUACCAAUUUUAUUUAUCUAAAUAUUAUCGUUAGUUCUUAAAGUGCUAAAACUGCUAAAGGCCUCAUGGGACUCGGACAAACGACUGCGCCCAAGUACCGAGCGCCGUCCUGGUGCUUUCUGAACCUCCUGAGUGAGAGAGAGACGCAACAUAAACCGCCUCAUGAUGAAUACGUUGCUUCCUUUUGCUCAUCAUCUGUCUCCGAGUUUGAAUGUUUUACUCUCUUUUUUUAUGUACUUGACUGACUGUUAAAACGGAGGAACAGUAAAAAUUGAUUCGCUCACACACACACACACACACACACAAUCCAUUCUAAGAGUUGAGAGAAAACCGGAAAACCCAGAUGACACUCACACACACACACACACACGGUCCUCAUAGCCCAACGGAAGCCAUUCGGUCAACAGUUCUUUCUGUUUUCCUGUGCUAUUUUCUCCACAGUACCAUUUCUUUUUGUCCUUAUCUGAUCUGAAAAACCCAAAGGUUAUUUACUAAGAUCAUGAAGCAGCCACACAAAAACAUCACAUCAGUGUGAUCUUGCAGCUAGCAUGCAUCACUGUGUUCAUUUAAUCUGAGCCAUGCGAAAGGUUCGAAUAAAUUUAAACAAUUUCUGUUUGAAAUAGAGAUGUGGCCAAAAAUAUUGGGUUUAAUUACAGUGUUUAAAACCAGCAAAUAUCAUGAACAGCACAGAAAUAUAUUGAAAUAUCUCUGUAUUGAAAACAGCUUGUCCCGGGGGCUCAGAACGAGACGACUAGUGUAUUAUUUUUGACCAAGCUGUUCCUUAAUCCAUGGAGGAUUUUACCUAAACUAAAUCAUCACGAUGCACAACCAAUUUAAGUAUUGUGUGGGGAUUAUUUUUUUAAUCAUUUUAUUUCAGUUUAUCACUUGUACAAAAGACUGUAUUACACACACACACACACACACACAAAGCUGUACGAAGGAAGUGAACAUGCUCGAUGAUGAUGUUUUCCUCACUGCAUAUUUAUGUUUCUGGAGUUGUGCUUGGAGCACACAGUGUACCCCAAGCAUUUUUUUUCUUCAGUGAAUGGACUGACACACACACACACACACACACACACUAUGCUAUAGAUCAGUGAUGUAUUGAAGUUCAUUUCUCAAGUUUCAGCACAAUGCUGAUUCGCUGCUACCCCACACAAACACACACACACACACACACACACAGAGGGCAUGUGCCAGUAACGGGUGUUAUUUCAGUACACUGUAAUAUUCCCUACAGUAUUUCUGCCUAGAUGACUGACACCGCUCUCCCCAGCACAGUUUACUCAGGUGAGCAAGAAACAAGUAAACAAAAAAAUGUCUUCCGUCAGGAUCAAUAAAGUUUCUGUCUGUCGGCAGACGUGUCUGUGUGCGCCGUCACUAGAAUCUAUAAUGUGUGCGUGAGUGUGUUUGUGAGUGUUCGUGCGUGUGUGUGCGUGUGAGAUUGUACGUGUGUGUGUGUGAGUGAGAGAGAGUAUUUUAAUUUUGGCACAUGCCCCACUGACUGACUGACUGACUGACACACACACACACACACACAGGGCUGGACAGAGGAAGUGAUGGACCCGGCAGCUACUUCAGCUUCGGCUCUCUGCUUCUUUUCUCUUCUCCUUAAAUCUGCCUCUUGUUCUGUUUUAGCGACACAUUUCAAAUCGAGCGACACACAAACAGCUGUACAGAACUGCAGAUGCAUUUGUACGUGUUAAAAGAUCUUAUUGUUAUUGUAUAGUUCCUCUUUUUUGUACAAAGGGAGUUUUUUAAAAUUGUGUUUUAAAGGAUUGUGAACAUUUUUCUAAUUUAUUAACACAAAGUCAGAUAGAAAGUCGGCUUCGUUUUGAUGUUUCAUUUUCUUCUCUGUGUGCAGCUUUACCUGCAUCAAUAAUAAUAAUAAUAAUAAUAAUAAUAAUAAUAUUUUAGAAAUGGGAUUAACAGCUAAUAUUUACUAUUUAUUUAGUUUGAAGUGAUUUCUUUUAAAUGAGCAGUACAAUGUAACAGGCAGGAGUGAACAUCAUGUCACUGAACUCACAGCUCUUCAACAUUUUGCUUCAAAUCAUCAUCAAUCUGAAUCUUUUGGUAAAACAGCUGUUGCUGUGUUCCAGUAGAUUUAUUACAAUACUUUUAUUCGUGUUUAUCGAAAUGAACUCCAUGCGGUAGCUGAAGGACGUUUUUUGGAACAAAAAUUUCUAAGUCUACAUUUUAAGUCUAAAUCGAACUUUUCCACCUGGUUCCGUGACGAGUUUCAUUCCUGAGCUGUAGAAAAGCAGAGAAUUUGAGAUCCGUCUCCAAACACGGACUUGGAACGGCAGCUUCUGCACGCAGAGAAGAAAUAAACCGGCGAGUUUCUCCUCCUGACUUUGUGAAAGAAAAGAAAAGCAUUUCAUUGCCAGUUCCCUGAACAGUCCCUUUCUUUUCACUCACUGGAGAUGACUUUAAUGAACCAUUUUUGGAGUCGUGCCAUUUAUUUAACGCCGUGCUCUUUAUGUCUCAAAUAACUCAGUACACAUGAAACUGUUGUAAAGUUAAGAGAUAUUUAUAAUUCCUUUUGUUUUUGUUGGGUGUAAAUAUGAAAAGUCUGUAUAUGAAUUUUCUGCUUUGCGAUACUAACAAGCUGUGUUGUGUGACCGUGAUUUAGUUCUUUGCUAUCUUUUAAUAUAAAACUGCAUUUGCAUCUGAAUAGAAAUGGAGUACGCUGCUGUUAUUGUUUUUUGUUGUUUGUUUUUGUGUGUCUGUAAUAACGAACCAAUUUAAACAGUACGUUUCAUUCUGAAGUUAAAAUUCGACCUGUUAAAAGACCAACUGCACGUGUUUAAUUUGCACAGAUGAAUAAUAUUACUGGAGAUGACAUAGCGAAGCUCCACACAUCAUUCAUGCUUUUAAUAAAACAGACAUUUUUAAUCCAGGUCUUUUUCGGAUUCUAGAAGAACCUUGUAAUUGGAAAAUCUAACCUUAAAAAGAACCUGCAGUUACGUAAACAUGGCAGACACGAGCAAGAAAUUCAGCCUUGGAGAAACGCUCUCAUUCUCUUUAACAUUAAUUCUGAUAAAGAAACAAUAAGUUGGAAAGUUGAUCUGACAAAAAUGUAUAAGUAUUUAAGAUUUGGAAUAAGAGGCAGAGCUCAAAGGAGCCCAUGAAAAAAUGCUAAAGCUGAGGAAAAAUGUAUUGGAAAAAGGACUGUAUUAUAUGAAUGUAUGUUACUGCGAGGACUGCAGAGAUCAAUCUGAACAUCAAUUACACACAAGUUUUCUAACUAACAUAAAGAAAAGUGGUCAAAGUUGGCAACCUCUGCAUAUUUAUUAAUAAACAAACCACUGCUAUUGUCUACUGGA